CUUCUGCUCUGCAUCUUCACCUUUGCCAUGGUCCUGGUUCCUGAAGCGAAGGACCAAAGCAAGGCGGUGAAGGGGAGGAGAAGGGGCCUGGCACGGCCCCCCACGGCGGCCCCUGCCCUGGCCUGGGCCCUGGAUGACCCCUACACCCCCAUGGCAGACUAUGAGCGCAGCAUCCAGGACAUGGUGCGCCAGCUGAAGAACAGCUCCGAGCCCGGAGACACCAAGUGCCAGGUCAACCUGAGGCUCUGGAGGUCCAACCGGAGGAGCCUGUCCCCCUGGGCAUACAGCAUAAACCAUGAUGCCACGCGGAUCCCGGCAGACAUUCCCGAGGCCCGAUGCCUCUGCACUGGCUGCAUCAACCCCUUCACGAUGCAGGAGGACCGUACCAUGGCCAGCAUUCCCAUCUACAGCCGGCUGCCCGUCCGCCGGCUGCUCUGCCAGGUGCCGGGUGAGGUGGGGCACAAGCCCUCUGGGAAGAAGUGUCACAAGAAGUACCAGACGGUCAUGGAGACCAUCGCUGUGGGCUGCACCUGCAUCUUCUGA
Eurypyga helias (sunbittern) is the source of this 543-nucleotide messenger RNA. RefSeq names its product interleukin 17B (gene IL17B). Gene Ontology annotation, molecular function: cytokine activity. The record is from RefSeq and is a predicted model, not a curated record. The transcript has 2 exons. The annotation marks the transcript as partial. Lineage: Eukaryota; Metazoa; Chordata; Aves; Eurypygiformes; Eurypygidae. Gene Ontology annotation, biological process: inflammatory response. Gene Ontology annotation, cellular component: extracellular region.